ACCUACACAACCACUGCCUUCCCCACCUUCGUAUGCCAGGGCGGUUGCCCCUCAAGCCCCUCCACACAUCCGUCCUCGUUCGAAUACUUUUUCCACAAUCACCGCUUGGGUAGCCCACGUUCAGCCUGGAUCCCCUGCAUCUCUUUCUCCGCGUUCUCCGCGUCGCCGUCCUUCGAUCGGCUGCGGUCGCAGAGCAUCCAUUACGUCCGUCCGCGUCUCACCAGGCUCCUUAAUCGCUUUAGACACCCAUCGCAACGCCGCAACCCCCUCGAUACAGAAUUUUAAAGCUGACCUCACGUCCGUCGGCUAUAAUUCCGUCUUUUUGCAGUUCCCUAAGACUCCUAUCACUGCGACACUUCCUAUCGCGGUCAAGCCUGUACCUGCAUCACCGACGCGCAAGCCUCGCGGGCUUACACGCUUACGCUCCUUGUCCGCACUCAAGUCCCGCGGCAGGUCCAAGUCCGCGGCGCCCUCGUCUCCCACAAAGAUGAAAGCCAAGGCGGCAGCGUCAUCUGCUGCUGUGGUUAAACGCAAGAAGGCAAAAUACGCUGGCGUGCGCCCUGCGCCUCUUGCCAACGAGCUCGCACUUAUGCAGUUUCGUGUCAUGGAGGCUCAGGCCAAAGCCAGCGCUGCCGGCGUUGGAGAUGUCUACCGCGAUGGCGAAGGUGGUAUCUGGUGGGAUCAGGAUGAGGAGUGGGAGUACGCCCAUCUCCUCGCGGAUGGUGCCGUGAGCGGCACCAUGGGUGACCUUCAGUGGGUUACUUUUGGCGGCGACAAAUCGGCCUCUGCUAACCCUGACGUCGACGAAGAUCGUCGCGGCAGCGUUUCAACCCAAGACUCUGACUUGGAUCCGCGCUACAUCGUCCAGCCCACUGACCAUCUUGACACGGAUGAUCUCGCUGUCUUCGGAAGCGCUCUCACUCCCCUCGCUACUCGCAAGCCAGCAAUCACCCUCCGCAAACCCGACUACCUUUUGAACGUGGCGUUCACCAGGGGUUCUGCAUCCCCAAAGAGCCCCAAGUUUGCGCUGUCGGCGUGUGCAAGUGGUGUUGCUAAGCCCAAGGGCAAGGCGCGCAGACGCCCUACGCCACUGACGCUCACCCCUCCCAGCCCUGCACUGAAGCGGCCGUCGAACUCUCCCGUGGAUGCUGAGCGCACCCGCAAGGACUUCUUUGAGUCUUCGUUCGAGCCUGCGGUUCCUGCUACCCCAGUUGCUCCAGCCAUGUCCAGGUACAAUUGUGGCGAACUCGCCACGCGCCUCGACCUCUUCUUGCAGCCCAACAGCAGCAGCUCGCUCAGUCUUCCUUCCAAGAAGACUCUCGCAAAGAAGCCGGCGAGGCUCAACAUGAUGGGCCUCUUCAAGUCCUCCAAAAAGUAGGAGGCGAAAUACACAGUCCAUUCAUUCAUUUUCUUCGUUUUCCCUGUCUAUUCAACGUAAAUUCGAACGCUUAUUAACGCUGGUCUUGUUGUAUCUUGCUGUUCGUUUUUGUUACGAUUUUGUAGCACUAGUGGUUAUAUGGAUAGAUCUGUAGAGGAAUCAUGAUAGUCAAUCUUGCUUGCUGUCUUGUAUACGUAUAAAUAUCUUACCCGUCGCACGUAAUCCG
Messenger RNA from Suillus subalutaceus, 1604 nucleotides. RefSeq lists its product as uncharacterized. The record is from RefSeq and is a predicted model, not a curated record. The transcript is spliced from 3 exons. NCBI's taxonomy places the organism in Eukaryota, Fungi, Basidiomycota, Agaricomycetes, Boletales, Suillaceae. The coding region runs from base 488 to 1378 and encodes 296 amino acids.